AUGAUGGUGGGAGAAAGUUUGGUGUUUAACGGGCGAAAUACUUGUGUAUUUCCUUUACCUCUUGCUGAAAUGGGUGAGAAGCGCGUUUCUGACAAAAAGUAUUUUUGCUCCUUUGAAGGGUGUAAUGCAACGUUUAAUAAAAAUUGGAAGUUGGAAGCACACAUCUGCAACCACACCGGCCUGAGGCCCUUUGUAUGCCAGUAUGAGGGCUGCACCAAGAGCUUCACCAGGAACUUUCAUCUCAUAAGACAUCAGCUAACGCACACCGGCGAGAAACCUUUCCGAUGUACGUCGGAGGGGUGUACUCAAGCCUUUAGUACCAAUUCUAAUCUCAAGAAACACAUUGCACGUAAACAUGAGAACCAAGGACAACAGUAUACCUGUGCACAUGAAGGAUGUGGAAAAGUCUUUAAGAAGAACAGUCAACUUAAAGCCCAUGAAUUUGAGCAUACCAAUAUUUUGCCGUACAAGUGCAACUCUGACGGCUGUUUGAAAAAUUUUGCUUCACUCAGCAAAUUGAAAAGGCAUGAAAAAGUACACAAAGGUUAUGCCUGUGAGAAAGACGAUUGCGAGUUUGUUGGUAAAACCUGGACAGAAUACCUCAAACACAGAAAUGGCAGCCAUCAAGAAUUAAUUCAAUGCAAGCAAUGUCCAAAGACAUUUAAGAAGCUGUGGUUCCUUGAGCUGCACCAGAAAAUUCACUUGGAAGAGAGACUUGUAUUCAGGUGUCCAAAAGCUGACUGCGACCGUACAUACACCACUCACUUUAAUCUGCAAAGUCACAUUCUCACUUUCCAUGAAGAGCAGCGACCCUUCAAAUGUGAACAUCCUGGAUGUGAAAAAACUUUUGCAAUGAAGCAAAGUUUGGAAAGGCACCAUGUUAAACAUGAUCCUGAGAAGCAAAAACUUAAGAAACGCACUCGUCCCAAACGAAGUCUGGUCUCUCACCUAAGUGGAUUCAGGCCACCCAAAAAUAAAGAUGUAAGCCCUUGUGAACCACUGCCUGGUGAUCUACAGGAAAUGGUAGAAAAAAACGGCAUUGAAAAUCAAGUGCAGCCCAUAAUAUAGCUUGCAAAAGGCAAUAUGUUAUGCUCAGGUGCAACAGGAUAAUGUUUCAUUUAUGUAUAUAAUAUAAAGCACUUUAUUAAUAAA
Polypterus senegalus (gray bichir) is the source of this 1152-nucleotide messenger RNA. RefSeq names its product general transcription factor IIIA, b (gene gtf3ab). NCBI's taxonomy places the organism in Eukaryota, Metazoa, Chordata, Cladistia, Polypteriformes, Polypteridae. Gene Ontology annotation, cellular component: nucleus. The transcript is spliced from 9 exons. Bases 1 to 1068 code for a protein of 355 amino acids. The record is from RefSeq and is a predicted model, not a curated record.